UUCUUUAUGAGGAUUUUCAAAUCUUAUUUUGGAGGUUAAAAAAAAACGCGCCGAUGGUGCCGGCUCUGCCCAGGCGGCGCUUCCUCUCGCCUUUCCCACUUGUUAUUCCGUCUGGGGGAAGGAAGAUGUCGGGGGAGGAGGUCGACGACGGCCGCCGGCGGCGUUUUCGCGAGCUGUAAGGUUGACUGCCUGUAAUAUGGUAUCCUGACAGUUCCUAGCAAUGUAUCGUGGAGGUACAGUGCUGUGACUAUUGCUUGCUGAGAUGGUAUUUCUUCAUACUGUGACCACUCUGUUGUUGGAAGAAGAUUUAAGAAUGUCUAAGUUAAAACAGUACAGCAGGUCAAGGAUACUACAACCAGAAUAUUUCUGAGAGCUUUUAAAGCCAUGGAUAGGUGUAAGCAUGUAGGGCGUCUGCGACUCGCCCAAAAUCACUCCAUAUUGAAUCCCCAGAAGUGGCAUUGCAUGGACUGCAACACCACUGAGUCUGUUUGGGCCUGUCUUAAAUGCUCCCAUGUGGCUUGUGGUCGCUACAUUGAGGAGCAUGCACUCAAACACUUUGAGGAAACUAGGCAUCCUUUGGCUAUGGAGGUCAAUGAACUUUAUGUCUUUUGUUAUCUUUGUGACGACUAUGUGUUGAAUGACAAUGCUACAGGGGAUUUAAAACUAUUGAGAAGCACUUUAAGUGCAAUAAAGAACCAAAAGUACAGUCCGAUGGCACGCAAUGGCAGGGCAUUGCGGUCAAUGGCUUGCGGGGAAUCUCCUUGUUCGUUCCAGAAGAACAGAAAAGGGCAGACUCAUAGUACAGAGCAGAUGUUCACUGCUCUUUGGCACAGACGCCAGUCUUUGCUAACAAAGGCAAUGCGCAUUUGGUUUGAACAAACUACCAGCGGUAAACGUAGAUUGGAAGAAAAGCGGCUACAGGAGGAAAUGGAUAGAAGAAAGGAGGAAGCAAGGAAGCGCCGACAGGAGCUAAAGCGCAAGUUCAUGGAGGAGCUUGCCAACGCUCCACCUAGGAAAAGUGCAAGGAUUUUAUUUCAAAUCCGGAAGGAGGACCAUAUCUCGAGAAAGUGCAGAAAACCAACUGGAAAAAAGGUGCUACAAACUGCCCCUACCUCAAAACGACAAAGGAACAAAAUGAAGCGGUAUUAUGCUGCCAAGCGUAAGCCAGUGGUAACUCCUGGUGUUACGGGUCUAAGAAACCUUGGUAAUACCUGCUACAUGAACUCCAUCCUGCAAGUACUCAGUCACUUGCAGAAGUUCAGAGAGUGUUUCUUAACCCUUGAUCUCUGUGAGACUGAAGAAUUAUUGGCAAGGACCACAAAUGGGAAAACGAGAUUGUCUAACAAGGUCACGCUGGGGAUUGGUCCUGCAUCUUGCAUAGCAGGAAGAAAUGAUCAUGUGGGAACUUCAGGGAGAUACAGCAUGCCAGCUGGUUUGAAUGGAGGUGCCUCUAUGGCCAGGAACCUUGAACUUAUUCAACCCAAGGAACCUAGUUCAAAGCACAUCUCUCUUUGCCAUGAACUUCACACGCUCUUUCGAGUAAUGUGGUCCGGGAAAUGGGCUUUGGUAUCUCCGUUUGCUAUGUUGCACUCUGUAUGGAGCUUGAUCCCGGCGUUCAGGGGAUAUGGUCAGCAAGAUGCUCAGGAAUUUCUGUGUGAAUUACUGGACAAAGUGCAGCAGGAGCUGGAAUCGGAAGGUACAAAGCACAGGAUCCUCAUUCCUUUUUCUCAAAGGAAGCUCACCAAGCAGGUUCUCAAGGUGGUGAACACCAUUUUUCACGGGCAGCUGCUCAGUCAGGUCACAUGCCUGACGUGCAACUACAAGUCCAACACCAUUGAACCAUUUUGGGAUCUUUCACUGGAGUUUCCAGAGCGCUAUCAUUGUCUUCAGAAGGGUGCUACCCAGCUUAAAGAAUGCACGCUGACGGAAAUGCUGGCAAAGUUUACAGAAACAGAGGCUUUGGAAGGGAGGAUUUAUGCUUGUGACCAGUGCAACAGUAAACGACGAAAAUCCUCACCAAAGCCUCUCGUCUUGACAGAAGCUCAAAAACAGCUAAUGAUAUACAGACUACCUCAGGUCCUCCGUCUGCACCUUAAAAGAUUCAGCUACUGUGUUUUUAGGUGGUCUGGCCGCAACCAUCGUGAGAAGAUAGGGGUGCACGUAAACUUUGACCAGGUAUUAAACAUGGAGCCUUACUGCUGCAGGGACUCUUCCUCCACUCUUGGCAAGGAAAGCUUCAUAUAUGACCUCUCAGCUGUGGUGAUGCAUCAUGGAAAAGGAUUUGGCUCAGGACACUACACCGCAUACUGCUACAACACAGAAGGAGAAUUUUGGGUCCACUGUAAUGACUCUAAGCUAAAUGUGUGCAGUGUGGAGGAAGUGUGCAAGACCCAAGCCUACAUUCUCUUUUACACUCAAAGAACCGUGCAGAACAGAGUGGGGUUUGUCACAGAAAUGCAUUCUGAACCUCAGGUGCCAACCAGAAAUACAGAGAAGAACAGGAGACUGACCUUCCCUUAGGAUGGGAUGCAAAAACCAUUAUUGGAAUUCACUGAAACUACCCAGCAUCAGCCAGUGGGAACCAUGUUGGGGCUGAUUAAACACUGUCGUGUUCUCAUGUGGGCUAAACAUGUCCUGGGGCUCGUUUACCGAAGCAUAUAUAGCCUUCCUAUGCAUAAUAUGGUAGGGUUUAAUUCCGUACUUAUCAAUUAAAAUGGUUUUUUCAAAGUGUCCAACUGUCCCAGGUCAGAUAAUGUGGAGCUGUGCAGUAUUGACACUCUCGUUACAAAGUUUUUUUUCCCAGGUAAUAUAUCUAUUGCAACCCAUUCUGUUUAUGUCAUCAUUCGUGUUGCUGACUGAUCUUGAGAUGCAACCAUUUCUGAUAGUUACUUUUAUCAUUUAACUCCCAGCAGGUGCCUUUGUUUGCCACUCAAUUUACUGACUGACAUAGGUACACAUGUUUGACCUGUUUUCAUUGUGUACCGGGUGCAGUUAUGUUUACUCCCCGUGGUGCUAUACCAAGCUGAGCUGGAACUGAUUCACGAAUUCUGCAUUUUCACAUUAUGACCCAGGGCUGUUUCACACUCACACUGAACCUUCACUAAUUAGUCCAGGCUCCACAAUGCCAGUUAUGAUUUGCCGCCAACCCUGCGGAACAGUGAAGAAACCACCAGAGAAAUCCUCAUCCCUUUACUCCAAUCUUAUGAUUUUGUAUUUUCUUGAAGUGAAAGGACUUGUGCUGUGAAGAAUUACUGUCACAACACCAGUCUCAUCACUGAGAAUAGUUACUGAAACUGUAUGAAACCCAACAGGCUGUUCCUCUUACGAUAAUUUACGAUAAAUCCCUCUAACGUGGGUCUGAUAGAUUCAGAACACAAGAAUGUUGGGAGUUAAUGUAGCCAUAGUGAUUUCAUGCACUUCUGCUGCAAACUGUUCCUUACUUGAGCUUUGCCUGCUGGAUUUUGUAUGAGGGUAGGAAUUAUUAGUGUUUUCAGACAAUUUCUGGUCUGUAGGCAGUGUAUAUGUGGCUGAUCAUGCAACAAUAACAUGGCAGCUUUGGAAAUGUAAAUUACGACUUUUGCAACAAUUUCAAAUAAAUGUGGGAGAUUAAAUAAUUUUAUUCAAUAUGAUCUUGUGUAAGUAAAUAGAAUGUACAAGUUUUGUAUCGGCAAAUUGUGAGACUUCGUGUUCAAUAUAUUUUGGUUUACUUUUGAGAAUUUUGUAGGAAUUCAGAGAAGAUCAUUCAGAACAAAGCAAUAAACACAACUUUCCGCUGCCUGACCUCCUUGCAGCUUAAAUAUUUGAAUGCUCACCCCAAUUAGAGUAAUGCUCCCCUGAGGGCUGUUGCCCAGAGUGUAUCUGAUCAGUACAGGCCAGGCAAGUUUCUGGGACUGCAUUGUGUCAACUAAUCUUCGCCAAUGUAGUGACAGUGGUACCCUUGGACUAGAUGGGCUAGAGGGAAAAUCAGCUAGUGACGGCCUCAAUCACUGACCUGUGCGACUCUUGCUGGAAAUUGUGCUUGCACAUGUCAGGCAGGUUCUGGUAACUCAGGAUGCUCAGUGCUUGUGGAACCGUACUGCAGCAUGAGUCACUUUCUUCAGGGGGAGGAGUGGGAAAGAGGACGCCAACACGUGUUUGGUAGUGUUGUCAAGUCUGGAGUAAUAAGCCAGAUAGAGAUAUCAGCUGCUAUACACAGACUUUGACACUUGUGGGUUAGUUUGAUGGUUUAUAUCUUGGUUUUAUGGCUUGGCUGUAUACAUCUUAUGGGAAAUGACUACGGCUAGUUGCAGUAUGGUGUUUUUGCGUUGCUAAAUCUUUUUGAAUUUGUCAUUUGUUUUCUGAGUGGGAUAUUUUAUAGGGUUCAGAAUCCAGCUCCCAAACUGUUGUUCUUAUUUCAAUAUAUUUUCAGUACUCAGCUGCCAGUCUGAUGCCCAUGCAUCACUUGGCUCAAGACUACCCUAUCCCUGUGGAAUAAUGUUCUUUUGGCUUACUUUUCCCUUUCCUCAGGGAACAGACCACUCUGUUGUAUUUUGCCAUUCUUCAUCCAGCACCUCGAACUGUGAACUGGCAAAAGCCCUGAAGUAGGAAGAGGAAAUGUUUGUUGAAACAGGUUUAAAUUCAUUUCCCACCUUUUCUUUCUUAUCCUCUUCUUAGGUUUAGAAUUCAGGGUGCUAUUGCAACAUCUCUCAACUUCCCUUCCCAUCCUCCCAAUUGUAAACUGUCUGAUUGUUCUCACCAUCAAGAUUCUGGUUCACUUAGCUAGUUUGAGGUAGGUCACUGCUGGCUAGACCUUUUUUGUAUUGAUUAUAAGGCAAAACAAACAACGGUACUUGAAAACUUAAUAAAAUAUUUCAUACUUAGUACAGUAGAUAAGUGCUACAGCAGCAAGGGGCAGUGUACAUCAGUUUGUUACAGUAUCAAGGCACUGUGUGCAACAGUCUGCUUUCCAUUGCCUUGCACUGCUGUAACAACUGCAGAUCCUGUGUGCACACCAUUUAAUAAUGAACCUGCCAAUUUGUUAGCAGUUUGCAAACCACAAUGACCUUUUACACCCUCUUGGAAAUAUCAAAAAGCACAAUUUGAACCAUAUUGGAGCAACAAACCUUUACUAAUUAUAUUCCUUGCAUGAUCUCCAUAAAAUAUGGUGCAGAAAUGCAGUGCUCAGCAGGGUCAGUGGCUGCUUGGUUUUGAGCCUCUUUUGUGUAACAAAUUGCACACAGCAACUGCCUACUCCUCUGUCACUGCUGAAGGCCAGUUUACAUAUAUCAAUAUAAAGUCAAUGGGAAAAGAGCUGGGCCCCCACUUUUGCACUGUUUGUUCCUACUUGCUAGUUGUAACUUUGUAGCCUGCGUCUAAAAUUCAUUUGGGUGCGUAAGAGCUAUAUGGGUUUCUGUAAACGAGUCCUGAUCCAUAUUACAUUACAGGUACAGCUCUUGUUUGCUUGAAGGUUGUUAUUUUCUUUUUAUCCCACCAGGCUUUCAGAAAUUGCACGACCAGACAGUUAUGUGUUAUUUGAGUCCAGUCUCCUCUCCAGUUGUGUUGGAGAAGGAAAGCAAUCCUGAAACAGUUCCAGAAGGCAACUUCUUCAAACACCAGCUCAGAUAACUUAAUCAGGUUUUAUUUUGUUCACAGACACUGAGCUUGAGAUGGUGCUUCAGGCUGAUGAUCUUUUAAUAUAUUUUGGGCAAAACCUUUUGUGCAACCUAGGUGGUGCCAGUUGGAGAGAGGGGUUAAUCAAACAAAAGCUUAUAUUUGUCUCACCCACUAUAUGAAAUAAAAAUGAAUAUGAGAAACAAAGAUCUUUUGCAAGCUCAUAACAUCUCUCUAUCUUGUGUUAAAUCCCCUUGGCCAUUUAAUUUGAUAGUGAAGUGGAGGGUGUAUUAAAAUGGUACCAAUUUUCAGCCAUUCAUUAAGUGUUAUCCUAAACAUCCAUACAGGAUUCCCUUCAGCACAGGGCUACUCUCAAUGACCUGCCUAUGAUUUCUCCUCUAGUGCAAAGCUGUCCUAAAUGUCCUGCCAGGUCUUCCUCUGCAGUAUGAUUCUGGCCUAAAAGGCUUGCCUGUGGGUUCCCUCUCCAGUGCAUUGCUGGCAUAACUAACCCAUUUAAACCCCCCUCAUAAUUUUAUUUAGCAAGACAAUCUGUUUUGCGUGUCUGGCUUCAUGCUGCUUUGUUUGGGCACGAUUUCGGUCCCUUGCAAUUUUAGCAAGGGCUUCAAAUUUUUUGCCAUUUGUGCAACAGCUUCACAAUUGUUAAAUUUUCAAUUCUUUAUUCCAUGAGUAACUCGGCCAUAAAAGCAAGGAGGAUUCCAGGUGCAAAAAUGCAAAAUACUUCCCUGUUGUGAUGAAAGGUCAUCAACCUGAAACAUUAACUCUGUCCCUCUCUCCACAGAUGCUGCCAGACCUGCUGAGUAUUUCCAGCAUUUUUUGUUUUUAUUUCAAAAUACCGUGGACGCUGGAAGUCCAACAUAAAACAGAAAAUGCUGGAAAACACAGUCGUUCAGGCGGCAUCUGUGGAGAGGGAAACGGGGGUUAAGGUUUCAGGUUGAUUACUUUUCAUCAGAACCAGGUUUGGUUGAUGGUCUGUAUUGAGUUAACUGAUCUCAGUUGGAGCACUACAGUUGACCUCAAUACCUGAGUUGGGGAGGAGUGAUCAGCCAGGGUUCCCUCUUUUGAUUGCUAUCCAAUGCUGGAAGUGUGCCAAUCAGGUAAGGAUGGGGUUGCUUUGGGUUGUGGUAUUUUCCAUGGUCAGAUAGUCUCUUGGCACUCACUAUUUUGGUGAAUGUGAGAGCAAAGAUUGCUUGGGUCAAGCUUGGGUCAAGCUUGGGUCAAGGUGCUGUAAUUUAAACAAAAAAUCCAAACUACUGAGUAGCAAAAUGCCACCCUCAUGAUAGAAUAGUUUUGGAAUUGGGUACUUUUAAGUAAUGGUUUUCCACAAGGGAACCAAAGGGACGAAAAUACCUGUUCUGUAGCAAAGUCUUAAACGUUGGUUAUUUAUAAUUGAAUUGCGAGUUCUACUCCCAACACCAAAACUGAAAUCUUUCCACUCUGUUCGCUUAAAUUGUAUUAGAUUGAGUAAUGCUCUGGAACAGGAAAUGGCUGUCUGUUUUUCUGUUGAUAGACAGCAAUGAAGCAAGUCAGAUUUCUCUAGAAAAAAAACUGGAAGGGGCAGGAAUGUGUUGAGAAAUCUUCUGAAAAUAUUCUAAAUUUGAAACAAAUAUUUUCUUGACUUGUGCCUAUCAAACUAGACUUGUGCAAAAAAAGAGCCAAAUUGACAUUUUUAGAUGCAAAUUUCCAGCUGUCUGAAUUUUCUUAAAGUUUCAGAAGCUGCAUUAAAAAAAGAUCUGGAGUUUACUCAAAAGGUUUCUAUUUAAAAAAAUGAGUUUGACUCUUAUUGACCUAAAUUUGCAAUGUUAAAGAGUAUUCAUUAGUGGUGUCCAACUGUUUUCCAGUUUUAUUAACUUUUGCAUGAAGGCGAAUAUAUAAAACUGGAUCUAGUUCUCUUUCUUUAAGUUAUAAAAGCAGCUAUCAAAUUAAUUCUUAUUUCAGAAGUCAAUGCAUCAUUACUCGAUAAUGUUUGAUGAGAUAUAGGCUUGCUUUUGUAUUAUGUGUUGGGGUAGCAAAAGGACUGAACUGUUAAAAUGACAAUUUUAUUGUGCUCACAACUUGUGAAUACUUAUCCAGAAUAGCUAUUGGCACUGCUGCCUCCUGUGACCAUACUUGACCAUAGGCCAAUGCCUUCAGAAGAGGGGAAACAACUCUGAGGGAUGAUCAAGUGAGCACCGAUCUGAAUCAAAGGUGACGUGUAACUACUGCAGGCCUGAUUUGCAUUAUUGAGAGUUGGCAGUGGUGUAAACUAGAUUCAGUAGUGGUUACAUGUCACUACUAAUUCAGACAUUUACCAAUAUAACUUGCUAGCAGGCUUGUACUCCACCCAAUUGUGGCUCCUCCCCAUGUCUAAUGCAACUACCUCACUCAGUUGUUGCUGUAUUAACUCAGCAAAUGACUCUGGGUAGGGAAAAUUGUCUGCAUUGAUAUUGCACCAGUAAGAUCUCCCAGUAAAACUGCUCAAAGCUGCCUGGCUGGAUUCAAUACAUUAUUGCCAGAUUUCAGUAUAACUGGUAUUUAUUUCCUAGAGCUUGUCUAAAUAGCAUUUUUGUAUUAUAGGUCCUGUCUACUGGUACUGUAUUAUUUUGGGAUCUAUCUAAAUUGAUAAGAAUUGUUUUUUUUAAAUAAAUCAAGAUUAAAUUUUAAACACCCUUGAAAACCAAACUAAAGGCUUAAAUACAGAUCAUUAUUUCCAAGUGAAUUGGGAAACUAAGUCCAGAAAAUACAACAGAGAAAUUUAUAUUGCACACUUUAACUUGGGGUGCACAGCAGCAGCAGUUUCCAGUAAGGUAAAUCAGGAAUAGAAAAGGUAAAAGUUUGCAUUUUUUUGGAGGGGGCAGGAUGGGGGAUUAUUGGGGGUUGAGCCCAGAUGUGUUCAACACAGAAGUGGACCUGGGCUAUUCAGGCCCUGCGGCUAACUUUGCCAUUCAAUUAAAACUUGGCUAAUCUGCACUUCAGCUGCAUUUACCAUCUUUUGCUCCAUAUCCCUCGACACCCUUACCCAACAAAACGUCUAUAUCUCAAGAAUUGAAAGCUUCCAGCAUCCACGGUCCUAAGGGAGGGAUUGUUCCAGACACACGUUAUCACUGCUGAAUGGCCCAGCUCAAAUUUUAAAAGUCCCCUUAAAAUUCCUCCAUGGCCUUACUGCUCCAAAUCUCUAACUUCCUCCAACACUACAACCCUCUAAAAACUCAGCAUUCCUCCAAUUCUGACCCUUUGCACAUCCCUGAUUUCCUUUGCCCCAUCAUUGCCAGCUGUGUCUUUAGCAUAUUUGAUUCUUAAACUCUGGAAUUCCCUCCCUAUACCUCUCAGCAUAUCCACCUUUUUAAUACACUCUUUAGCUUUGGUCACCUGGCCUAAUAUUUCCUUAUGUGGCUUGAUGUCAAACCUUGCUCGAUUACAUUCCUGUGAAGCGUCCUGAGAUGUUUUGCUUUGUUAAAGGUGCUAUAUAAAUGCAAGUUGUUCUUGAUUCCCCACCCCACCAGAGGAAAUAGUUCCUCCGCAUCUAUACACUCAAAUCCUUACACGUUAGCUCAAUCGGAUUAUCUCUCAAUCUUUAUACUCAGGUGAAUACAAGUCAAGCUUAUGCAAACUGUCCUCCAUAACUGUAUCCUUUUAGAAUAUCCUUCAGAAUGUAUCAUUCUGAUAAACCUGCAUCAAAUCCAAGGCCAAUAUAUCUUGAGGUGAGAUGCCCAAAACUGAAUGCAGUACUUCAGUUGGAGUCUGUCUGAGGUUCUACAAUAAAUAUAACUUCCUCUACAUUGUAGUUUUGAUUGCUUUUUAUACCUAGUUUUUAAAGAUGUGUACUUGAACUCCAAAAUCUUAUUUGCUCUUCUACAUUUAUCAAUAAAACACUCCAAGUUAUCUUUCUUGGGUCCAGUGCGAAUGACCUUAUGUGUCCCAAGUUAAACUCUGUCUGUUAAGUUUUGCCCAUUCAUCUAACCUGCCUAUGAUCCUUUGCAGCCUCCUGCUCCCAUAUGCACUGCUUUACUGUCCCUCUUUGGACACCCCACAGUGUCCUGGUGGAGCCUUGAGGAGCACUGCUUCACCUUUUGGCACAAAUGUACCCUUUUAAAAAGAAGAAAAAAAAACUUACCUUCACCUUCUGUGACCAGCAUGCUGCCUGCAAGAUUGGGAUGGAAGUUCACCAGUUAAAUUAGACCCCCCACUCCUCUGGGACAGGCAACCUCCCCACUUCAGAAUAAAGGCAAAUUAAGAUGGAGAAGUGCAGGUGGUGCAAAUACCCCUCACCUGUAAUAACCUGUGGCUGGGAUAGGAGGGAAGGGUUAAAAUCAGAAAAAUUGGAAAAACAUACAGUCUGGGUUUAAUGAGAUAUUGCUAUUUCAAAUUCUGAAUUAUUCCAAAAUUGUUAACUCUGAAUCUCAAGUUGUGAUGUUAUAUAAGUUGCUUAAUUCAAAUCAUUGGAUAACUCAUUUUUUUAAGAAUAAAAAAUAUCUUUGAAUUGUCGGGAAUAAUUUAGAACAGACAUGAGCAUAAUUACAUUUCGGGAAUCAUUUAUCAAACAAAGUGAUAGGAACAAGAAAUAUUGAUGUUAUUCAAAAUACAAUUGGAUUCAUGAGAGCCAAGUUAAUGUACUAGAAAAAUUAGUUUGAUGGAUUAAAUGGCCUUUUUUAAUUUCUGACUUUCUUAUGUUGUCUGUAUGACAGGACAGCUUACAAGGGAAUAGCACGACUGUUGUGAUCCUUAGCUUUGAGAGAUAAGAUUUUAGGAUAUCUUUUGGGCAAGUGUUGAAACCUAGCAAAAACAGUGAAGCUCAAUAAACAGGAAUGCAGUAUCCAAAAUAGCAAGCUGGAGAAGCCGUCUGUCUACAAUAUUCACACAAAAGUUGUAAUUUAUGAUUUCUCUCACAAGAUGUCAGCAGUGUGCUUUAUAAAUUUUAUCUAAUUGAUAAAGCAUAAUGACUGAACAAUGACACAAAUUUAAAAAUAUAACUGGUGAUGGGAAAUUUAGGGUUUUUUUGUUUAAUUUGAUCUAAUUAAAACAUUUCCUCUUUCCCCCUCCCCUUCUAUUAAAGUCAUUGUAUAAUGGCGCAUACACAUACCUCUAAUGGGGUUGGGGGGGGGAAACAUACAUAUUCACACCCACACAGACAGAUGAGCCUACUUCUAUGGUGCUCCAGUGUUAUUCAAUAAGUGUUCAUGAAUAACAAGUUGACAUUACUCCCUAUUCAGGGAAUUGGCUUCUCUCGUGGCUCUCAUAAGAAACCUAGAAUUCUCCCACUUGGGUCUAGUCUAUCUAAAUGCAGUUCUUGAUGGCUGCACCUUCAAUUCAAUCACCUUUACUCAUCUGCAAGUGCUUGCAUUAGAAAUUUACUUUCUUUCCCUCCCAUUUAAAAAACAUCUUGUGAAUUUAUCUUCCACCUUGGCCCUGAUUGUUAAAAAGACCCAGCUGCUCUGGUGCUUUGUUGUGCGGUGUUUGCUAAACCUUUAUAACCGUUGUUGUACACCGCUAUUCACCAAUUAAAUCCACUGGUUGGAUUACAAAUCUGUUCACAACAGCAACAUGUUCCACCUUCAUAACAGUUGCACAUUAAAAGUUGACACGUCUACAAAACACAUUUCAGUUUCACAUUGCCCAUUUUAUAUAAAAGAAAUCUUCAGUUCCAUUUAUUUGCUGUUCAGCUCAGUCUAUAGGAGAAGCUAGCUUUACCCCUUGUACUUAUUGACCUGAAUGUCUCCUUUUUCCAGUAUAUUGCAGCCUGCUUAUAGAUGGUUUCAUAUUUUUGAAUGUUUUAUUUAAAUGUUUCCAUUGUCAUGAACACUAAAAUAAUUGGUACAAAGGAAAUUGUAACAAAAGUUUUUAUACGUUAUGUAUGUUGUAAUUCUCUUUUAGGACUGUACAUUACUCGCAUGCACUUGCACUCUUAAGUAUGGCAGCUGAGGUGAGCAGGUAUUAGACUGGAAAAGGUACAGUCUUUAUAGUGAAAACCAUAGUGUCACCUCACUACUUGAUUUCAAGAACUGUCAUCUUCUGGAUUCAAACAACACAAUACUGUGGUGGUGCUGACUGCUCGUUGUGUCUGUGAUACAAACUGUUCUUACCAGCAGAUUUUAAGAAAAUAAACACAUAUAUACUAGUGUACAUUUUUGUGAACUUCAUAAUGUAAUAUAUUGAUGAAGAUUGUUUUUUUUAAAAAAAAGUCCGGUUUCUUUUAUGUUUUUGUUUUUAUAAAAACAAAAUUUACUCAGGCCUAUUAUUACCAGGUCCGUAGGGAGGUAGUGAUCAAAUUGCCUCCUAACGUUUACUGCCCUGCACAUGGAAAGCCCCAGUUACACAGGCAAGUAUGCCGAGGGGAGGGAAAUGGGGUAAUGCUAUUGUGAAGUUACCUCUUGAGUAUUAAAUGAAAAUUUCAACAGUUAAAAACAAAUUAUUAGAUUCAGUUUGUUCUUGGACAGCUGAGUAAGCGAUCUGCCUUUCCAUAUUUGUCACCCUAGUUUACCACAAUAUAUAUGAUGGAGAGUAUGCAGCAUUGUCUUGCUGCAUGUAGUUGGUCAGGACUGAAGUGGCUUAUAUCUGGACUUGGAAGAUGAGAAUUGCUACAAGUACUAUAAGGAGCUUUGGGGAGUUUGUCAAGAUUUGCAUAUUUGAGGAUUAUAUUGAAAGCUGCAAAGAACUUCCAUUACUUGGUGAAGUGAAAACAAACGUGCAUAUAUUAUGAAAGCGCUGUCUGUCAUAAUUUUUAAAAAAUUCUGUUUGCCCCCGUACUUGUUCCUUUGGCUGCAAUAAUGUUUAAUUAUUUUUUUCCCUGUGUUAUACCCGUGUAAAGCAAGUGGCAUUCAUUUCCUCCACUGACCCAAAAGGAUUCUCUAGCCAGCUUCAUUUCUGAAAGUUGGGAGUGUUGAUUACCAAACUUUUCCUGAAAUUUGAGACCACCUGACUUUGUAAACAUGAAGUUACCACUGUGGAGGUGCACUAAAACCUGCGCAGGACUGAACAAAAGAUGUGCAUUUUUAAAAUUGAUAUAAAUUACCAAAAACCUGCCCUACAAUAUUAAAUUACAGUAAAGUUUAAGUUUCGAGCAAAUGCAUAAAGUUAGGACAGGGUCAAAAGGUAAAAGGUUCGGGUGACAUUGCAAAAUAAUGCUUUUAUUUUUAAAAAAAACAUUGUGUUUCAAUCCUCAUUUUAGCUGACAAAGGUACAAUAUGCUAUAAAUUGCCUGUGUAAAUGGGGCUUGAGAAUGGUCCAUUUUUUUUUGUUUGAAGCACAUGCAUGUUUCCUUUUUUUUGUUUUGUUUCAAAUUUUUAUAGCUAGUGCCAUGAACUCAUUGAAGGCAUGUGGUAGCAAGGAGUGUGGCUGGAGCCGCUCGCGAAUUGUAUUGUUAUGUUGGAUGUUCAGUAGCAGGUUUUAAAUGUUAGAUUAGGGCACUUUGUUCAUGUGUUAGCAAAUGUGGUUUGGUAUUAAAGAGUACGGCACAUUGAAUCAGGGUCCAUUCCUGUACUGUCUUGCUAUGUCAACCAAUCUGGAUUUCAUAUCCUGUGAUUUGAUUUUUUUUUAAAUAGAAAUGAUUUUUCUAAGCUUUUGUCUUUCUACAUCUAUUGUUUUGUAAGUUAAAGUUCCUAAUAAAGAAAAAUAAAGAGUACAACUUUAGAAUU
Carcharodon carcharias (great white shark) is the source of this 13217-nucleotide messenger RNA. RefSeq names its product ubiquitin specific peptidase 49 (gene usp49). Lineage: Eukaryota; Metazoa; Chordata; Chondrichthyes; Lamniformes; Lamnidae. The record is from RefSeq and is a predicted model, not a curated record. Gene Ontology annotation, molecular function: cysteine-type deubiquitinase activity; zinc ion binding. Bases 385 to 2520 code for a protein of 711 amino acids. Gene Ontology annotation, biological process: protein deubiquitination. The transcript is spliced from 7 exons. Gene Ontology annotation, cellular component: cytoplasm.